Fusarium redolens is the source of this 1355-nucleotide messenger RNA. Its product is annotated as heterokaryon incompatibility protein-domain-containing protein. The record is from RefSeq and is a predicted model, not a curated record. Bases 1 to 1341 code for a protein of 446 amino acids. NCBI's taxonomy places the organism in Eukaryota, Fungi, Ascomycota, Sordariomycetes, Hypocreales, Nectriaceae. The transcript has 3 exons.
AUGGCUAAGCCGACGUACAUGUAUGAGAGGGCUUUAGGCCCAAGCCAACCAGAGACGUGGGGAGAUCCAUGCAAUCUUUCGACGAUCGAAUUAAACGAGCAUCCCUUCUCCGUCACCAAAAAUCUUGCGAUUGCUUUGCGUCACUUGCGAGACGAAUGUCAGGUUGUCGUAAUCUGGGCCGAUGCAAUAUGCAUAAACCAGCAGGACCUUGACGAGAAAGCUACCCAAGUACCCCGGAUGACAGAAAUCUACAACAAAUCGAAGAAGGUUAUUAUUUGGCUUGGAGAGGAAGCCGAGGACAGCUGUUACGCGAUGAACUUUAUCCAUGGUAUCGAUCGCCGCUUGGCUUCUAGGGCUCCUCGGCUACGAGAAGACUAUCUUGCGAUGGCGCAAGCUUUUGACGAUAGAGCCUUGCGAGCGAUAAAUCGGCUACUCCAACGACCUUGGUGGAGCCGAGCCUGGAUCAUCCAAGAAGCAACAUGCGACAAUGAAACCUUUGUUAGGUGUGGCAGAGAUGUAACCGAUUUCACAGCAUUUGUGGCGACCAUCAAUUGCCUGGUAUAUUACGUCGUACGACUCUCUUUGCGAGGUCAUGCGUUAGACCAGCUCAGGGAGCAGCGAGGGCAGUCAAAAUAUCGCCCAUGCCUGCUGGACAUGCUGGACACUUUCCGUACGUGUGAAGCAUCUGACCCGCGCGACAAAAUCUUCGCUCUAUCAGCGUUAGUUACCGGGAGGGGAAAAGAAGCAGCGACUCCAGAUUAUUCGAUCUCCGUUGAUCAGGCUUACAGCAAAUUUGCGUAUCUCUUCAUUCUGUCAGAACGAACUCUAGGCAUUCUAGGACACUGCCAAGUCGCGGUUCGAACUAUUCACUCUUGGUCAUCGUUCAAACUCAUCACCCCUGAUCUUAUCCCCAAAAGCGUCCUGCCUUCUUGGGUUCCUGAUUGGACCAUGAUGCUGGAAACAACGCCGUUUGAAAAUUACCAAAAGCCAGGCGUCGACCAAUCUGAAAGGGUGUAUAACGCAACUGGGUCAUUCCCUCCAUCGGUUCACUUUACUGGGGGUCUUGGCACAUUAUUUGUCCGUGGCUUUACUUUUGAUAGGAUAUUAUUUAUCAGCCCCGAAGCUUCUUCGGCACAGCUUACGACAAUCAAGUCUUGGUACCUCUGGGUCGAAACCAAGUUUGGAAGCACCUAUUUUACAGGCGAGUCGAUUCGGGAAGCUUUCCUUCGCACUAUCGUAGCAGACGUUAGCGUGUCGGAGGGGCGCUGUGUUAGAGGGGGUCAAGCAAAAUGGCCGGUUCAAGAUGAAGCGGGAAGCUUAGAAGGGUCGUUCGAUUCGUAGUCACUCAUUCGGAU